Molecule: messenger RNA, 2025 nt
Organism: Talpa occidentalis (Iberian mole)
Lineage: Eukaryota; Metazoa; Chordata; Mammalia; Eulipotyphla; Talpidae
Gene: CDK14
Product: cyclin dependent kinase 14
Exons: 16
Coding region: 92-1501 (469 amino acids)
Biological process (GO): protein phosphorylation
Cellular component (GO): cytosol; nucleus; cytoplasm
Molecular function (GO): cyclin-dependent protein serine/threonine kinase activity; cyclin binding; ATP binding
Source: RefSeq, a predicted model, not a curated record
CGCCGCCUUCCCCGCGCCGCGCGCCCUCGCCGUUGUCUGCGCUCCGCUCUGGACCAGUUUGGGGAAGUUGACGGGGCCCGGCGUCGCCCAGAUGUGCGACCUCAUUGAGCCGCAGCCGGCCGAGAAGAUCGGCAAGAUGAAGAAGUUGCGGAGAACUUUGUCGGAGAGUUUCAGCCGCAUCGCUUUGAAGAAAGAUGACACCACCUUUGAUGAGAUAUGUGUCACAAAGAUGUCUACACGGAACUGCCAGGGAAUGGACUCAGUGAUGAAACCCCUGGACACAAUUCCUGAGGAUAAAAAAGUCAGGGUUCAGAGGACACAGAGCACUUUUGACCCAUUUGAGAAACCAACUAAUCAAGUAAAGAGGGUGCAUUCUGAGAACAAUGCUUGUAUUAAUUUUAAGACCUCCUCCACAGGCAAAGAGUCCCCUAAAGUUAGGCGGCACUCGAGUCCCAGCUCGCCUACCAGUCCCAAAUUUGGAAAAGCUGAUUCAUAUGAAAAACUGGAAAAACUAGGGGAAGGAUCUUAUGCUACAGUGUACAAAGGGAAAAGCAAGGUAAAUGGGAAACUGGUAGCCUUGAAGGUGAUCAGGCUGCAAGAAGAAGAAGGUACUCCUUUUACAGCUAUCAGGGAAGCUUCUUUAUUAAAAGGACUAAAACAUGCUAACAUAGUGCUGCUUCAUGACAUCAUCCACACCAAGGAGACACUGACCCUUGUAUUUGAAUAUGUGCACACUGAUUUGUGUCAGUACAUGGACAAGCACCCUGGGGGGCUGCAUCCAGAUAAUGUGAAGUUGUUUUUAUUUCAGUUGCUGCGAGGGCUGUCUUACAUCCACCAGCGUUAUAUUUUGCACAGAGAUCUGAAACCACAGAACCUUCUGAUCAGUGACACGGGGGAGUUAAAGCUGGCAGAUUUCGGUCUUGCAAGAGCAAAAUCCGUCCCUAGCCACACAUACUCCAAUGAAGUGGUUACCUUGUGGUACAGGCCUCCAGAUGUUCUCUUGGGCUCAACAGAAUAUUCCACCUGCCUUGACAUGUGGGGAGUUGGCUGCAUCUUUGUUGAAAUGAUCCAAGGAGUUGCUGCUUUUCCAGGAAUGAAAGACAUCCAGGACCAACUUGAACGAAUAUUUCUGGUUCUUGGAACGCCAAACGAAGACACGUGGCCUGGAGUUCAUUCUUUACCACAUUUUAAACCAGAACGCUUUACCCUGUACAGCUCUAAAAAUCUUAGACAAGCAUGGAAUAAGCUCAGCUAUGUGAAUCAUGCAGAAGAUCUGGCCUCCAAACUCCUACAGUGUUCCCCAAAGAACAGACUAUCAGCACAGGCCGCCUUGAGCCAUGAGUAUUUUAGUGACCUGCCUCCACGGCUAUGGGAACUGACUGAUAUGUCUUCUAUUUUUACUGUUCCAAAUGUAAGAUUGCAACCAGAAGCUGGAGAGAGCAUGCGGGCCUUUGGGAAAAACAAUAGUUAUGGCAAAAGUCUAUCAAAUAGCAAGCACUGAUGAGCACAAUAUUCUCAAGAGAGCACAGUUGUUCAAGCUUACAUGAGGAACCAAGGUAUUUGCUGCUCAGAUAUCAGGUGGAAAGUACUGUAGUCCAAGUAUGAAAAAGAAUAGAAACAGACUAGCAACUAAAGUCAGCAUGUAAGUAACAAAAUCACAGCACAUAAGUGGAGAAGAUUAAUCAUCUGUGCCUGCCUUGCCUAUGGUCAUUAUGACUUUUAUCAUAAUUGUAUAAUUCAGGUUAAGUGUCAUGGGGUGUGAUUCUGCCUGAGCCUUAACUAACCGUGUGGUGAAUGGGUAAGAAGAAAAAAGGUUAUGAAGAAACUAACAUGGCUGCAACCAAGAUUCUUCCAGAAAGAUGCAGAGGUUGGGAUUGAACAAACAACAAGAAGGACUAAAACAAGGGGAUAUAAAUCGUAGGCAGAGAAUCUUUAAACCUAAUGUAACAGAUAAUAACUUUGUACCAUCAUGUCCUUGAUCACGUAUUGACACUAUAAAAGUAGUGAGACUUGAAUAUUAUUUUA